Manihot esculenta (cassava) is the source of this 949-nucleotide messenger RNA. Its product is annotated as basic leucine zipper 43. Bases 193 to 702 code for a protein of 169 amino acids. Gene Ontology annotation, biological process: regulation of DNA-templated transcription. Gene Ontology annotation, molecular function: DNA-binding transcription factor activity. Lineage: Eukaryota; Viridiplantae; Streptophyta; Magnoliopsida; Malpighiales; Euphorbiaceae. The transcript has a single exon. The record is from RefSeq and is a predicted model, not a curated record.
CCAUUCAUAAUUUUUUUAAAUAUUCUGCUCAUGUAAGCAUUUCUGAUACUGUUAAAUCUUGUUGAUGAAAUUGGCCCACUUUAAUAGCCCUUUAUUUCUUCUAUAAAACACCUCCAUUCUCUUGCCAUUCUCCCCUACCACGAUCUGUGAAUCCAUAGAAAGAAAUCCUUUAUCAUAUCAGAGAUUUCAGCCAUGGUUCCAAGUGAGCUCGCAGGUAUUCACUAUCUGGCAGCUGAGAACCCAAUUCAGUUCGCAGCCAACUUUGGCCUGAUAGAUCAGAGCAAUAUGCCAACCUUCCAUUUUAACAGAAUCUUAAGCAACUUUCACAAUCCUCUCUUCCCACAACAUGUACAUGAAUUCACCCCUCAGUCAUCAAGUCUCAGCAACAACUCAACUUCUGAUGAAGCUGAGGAAAACCAACUCAGCAUCAUCGAUGAAAGGAAGCAGAGGCGAAUGAUUUCCAAUAGGGAGUCUGCUCGUAGGUCACGGAUGAGGAAACAAAAGCACCUUGAUGAGCUAUGGUCUCAGGUGGUUCGUCUUCGUACGGAGAACCAUAAUCUGAUAGACAAGUUGAAUCAUCUGUCUGAGUGCCAUGAUCGAGUUCUUCAGGAAAAUGCAAAGCUCAAAGAAGAAGCAUCUGAUCUUCGCCAAAUGCUUACUGAUCUCCAAAUUGGUAGUCCUUUCACUACCAGCGCUUUAUGAGAUCUCGAAGAGGUCCCCUGCAGCACGGCUCAUCUCAGAGCAGAAUCCUCAAGCCAACUCAUCUCUAGUUCUAUAGACUUGCUUCAUUGAAAAGAGAUGUUUUUCCAUUAAAACUACUCUAUGUUCUCAUGUUUAAUCAGUCUUUACCUUCAGUUUAUCUUGAUGAGAUCAGAAGAGGCUGCAAUAACAGCUCGCAACCAUCUUCUUCCUACUUAGUUUAAUCAUCAUUUCACAAUUCCAUGAACAA